This is a messenger RNA of Emericellopsis atlantica, 2415 nucleotides long. RefSeq lists its product as uncharacterized. The transcript has a single exon. The coding region runs from base 1 to 2415 and encodes 804 amino acids. The record is from RefSeq and is a predicted model, not a curated record. Lineage: Eukaryota; Fungi; Ascomycota; Sordariomycetes; Hypocreales; Bionectriaceae.
AUGCCGCUGUGGCCAUUCCGUCGUAAGAGCGGGCGCAAACGCCCUCGCAGCGGUGCCGCCUUUUCUGAUGUGGAGGGGCCGCCGGUCAGGAGUCAAACUGAAGGGGCCGUCACCAGAGCGGAUUCCAAGAAGAAGCAGCGCAUUGGCACGAAUAAGGCUGAGCGUGGACAACGCACAUACAGCUUCUCACCAGGGAAGAAGGAUGAUUUGGGACCAGCACAGCGGCGGCAGGCGUCGCCAGAUCGAGCCGGACCGAGCACUCGCAGGCGCGACGACGCGGACGCAUCACAACCAUAUCCUUGGACACGCACACCGACGUUGCACCACAAGACAAGCCGAAGUGAUACAUCCAGAAGGAAAAGUACCAAAAGAAAACAAGAGGAAAAAGACAGGGCCGCGGAAAUCAAGGCCCUCAGCGAGUUUCAACCUGUGCGGCCGACGACCGAAUCAUGGAAUGCUGGACGACCCAUGAAGAAGGACAGUAGGCGUGUCAAGGCCACAUCUGGCCUGGGACGACAUCCGGCUUCGGACAUUUCACUACCUAUCCCUGGGUCUGUCCACUCGAGCCUUUCGUCGGACUCUGAAUUUGGAGCUUUCAAGGUAUCUGCGCUGGAUGCGCUGGCGCCUCGGCCGACAUUGCGCUACUCACAGGGCACACGUUGGACUGGUUCCAGACAUGCAGGCCAGCCUCACGCCACAUACCCGCGAAAGGACCUUGAGAAAGAACCCAUUGCAGAGGAGCCAUUCAGAGGUCAUCGUCGUGUGGACGACUUGGCCGACGAACUGGAUGCAAGAGAUCUGCGCGAGCUGAUGGAGCGCGAAGAUCGCAGACAGGAGAAGAAGCGACAACAAGAACAAGAAAGAGCACAACGGCGGCUUAACCGGCAGGCGGAACGACAGAAGCGCGAAGAAGCGGCCAGCCGGGCAGCAGGCACACCACCAGAAAAUCUCGAACGAGGCACUGCAGGGCGUGCUGUUGGCCUGGGCAUUGACCCAGCAUCAGCUGUAGUCACCACGUCUGAGCCUGAGCCCGAGUCUAAGCCCGAGCCGGCACUACGACAUUCGACAGUGUCGGAGCCAAUGCCUGAUGCUCCCGAGCAGGCUGUAAUUGAAGAAGAAAAUCAACUCGAGAAGCUGGACAGCGCACAGCCCACCAUUACCGCAGGAUCGCAACACCCCAAUGAAACAGUUGAACCCCAAGAUUCUGCAACGUCUUUGGGCCAGAGCUCUCGCUUUGCCGGGAUACUGCGGUCGAAGAAGUCCAAAUCCAGAUCAACCUUGGCGUCGGAACGAGACCGUAUAAUGUCGCCUCCACCUGAAAUCAUUGACGAGGAAGGUAACGCCCGCCAAGGGUCUUGGUCCACCGAAUCCAAGCGAGGACGUUUCUCCCUCACAUCUUUCAUUCGAUGGGGUGGCAAGAGCAAGCGACAUUCCGGAGGCCCACCGUCUUCUUUUUCGAAUACUUCACGUGAGGAGAUGCAGGCCGCGGCCGCCGCGCAAAAUCCUGCGCAGGCUCACCAUGAAGCCCUCGCAAAGUUGCAGGGAGACGACGCCUUCUCCGGUGGCGAGACGUCGACAACAGGCAUCUACAUGGCGCGCAAGACGAGCGCGGGAGCGGCCUUGCGUAUGAGGUCGCGAUUCCGCGAGGACUUGCCAGAGUACCCCAUGUCUCCCCCGGAUUCGCGACUUCAGUCCCCGGAGGUAGAGCCAGCCCUAGCCACGAUUGCGCAGUCGCCCACUGAGCCAGUGGCUAUCCCCGGCUCAAGUAAGGCCGCAGCCCAUCUUUCCUCGACUUCGGCCGAGCCCAUCACAUCGAUGUCGCUGGCAUCUAUCGACUCUGAAGGGUCGUGGCUCUCGGGUCGCGUCAAUUCCAAACGCUCUGCCAUCCGCGGCAGCAUUGCUCGGGCCAACCGUCGCGAGCAAGUAAGUGCCUCCCCGUCCAACAGCACGCAAGAGGACCUGGCCAUUGCCGACGACGAUUACCUAGCUCGCCUCGCGCCCCAUCGCCAUUCGGGCCACAUGCACGCGCCACGACGUUCGGAGGAUGGGCGCCCUAGCAGCGACGAAGAAGACUUUGGCACUCGCGAAUCCGGUGCCCGCUGGGGCGCCAUUGGAGCCCGCCCCCAGGUGAUACACGUGCACAGACAUGAUCGGAUGACAAUGCAGAGCCACGAAGGGCUACUCAACAUUGAAUCAGGGGACGAGGCGGAAAGCGAGUCCCCUGUGACGCCAUCUGCUCACGAGCAGGCUGACCUACGUCGCGCUCAGAGCGUGAACCUGGGAAAGGGUGGGCACGCCCGCAACUUCAGUGCCGGCAGUGCCAAGUUGCUUGAACUCACUCCUCGCACGUCUGUUGACAGCAAAGCAAAGAGUAACGAGCGUCGAAGGUCAAGUGGGCAGCUGAUGAGUUUUUGA